CAGCAUCCAGCGGACAAGCACCACGACACGGUGAGGGUGACAGAGGCGAACACGUCGCAUCAGGAUUUUUAAAAGAUGAACACACAAGAAGCCAAAGAGUACCUCUCAAAACGUCAUAUCCCGCAACUGUUUGAGAGCAUGUUAACAGGGCUGAUGUUCCACCGACCUGAGGAUCCUCUGGCCUUCCUGGAGGUCUGCCUGCAGAGGGCCGCAGAGCUGGGCGGGCCGGAGGGCGUGGCCUGGGACAGCUUCCUGUCCACAGACAGGAAGGUCCUCCCCCCCAUCGCCCCGGGACACGCCAGAAAGGCCACCAGCAAACUGGGUACGCAGCGGCGAGGCUUCCUGACUGCAGCCAGUCAGCUGACAACAGCUGGCGGGCCCCGGAUGAACACGGGUCUUUGUUGUGAAGGCAUUUGUCCCUCGGGCAACCAAUGUCUGUCCCUAUUGUAUUGUAUUUUUCUUCUAUUCUAUUCUGUCGUUUUCUAUUCUGCAGCAGAGCCAGUUCCGGGUCCUGGUCCUGGUCCUGGUCCUGGUCCUGGUUCUGGUACCAGUACUAGUACUGGUUCUGGUUCUGGUUCUGGUUCUGGUCCGUACCGGCGCUAUGAGCGUCUGCCUCCAAUCCAGGCGCAGUUCUCCAUCGAGAGUGACUCUGACAUGACAGAGUCCACAGGGCUCAUCCAGGAAUUCGAUGUGUUCGACCCGGCCAAGCCACGCCCACCCAUCAUCUUCAUCAUCGGGGGUCCAGGGAGUGGGAAGGGAACCCAGACGGCCAAGCUGGCAGGACAGUACAGCCUGGAGGGAGUGUCUGUGGGGGAGAUCCUCAGGAACCAGCUGCUAAACCACGCCUCCAGCGACAGGAAGUGGGAGGUCAUCGCUAAGAUCAUAGCCAAUGGAGAACUCGCGCCCUCGGAGACCACCAUAGAGGAGCUGAAGCAGCAGUUUAUUCAGAGGCAGGCGGCCAGAGGCUUCAUCGUGGACGGCUUCCCCAGAGACAUAGCCCAGGCCCUCACCUUCGAAGAGCAGAUUGGCUCCCCGGGCCUUGUGAUCCUCCUGGCCUGCUCCAAUCAGGAACUCCGCCUCCGCCUGGAGAGGCGGGCCGCCCAGCAGGGUCGCCCCGACGACAACAGCCACGCCAUCGAGAAACGCCUAGAAACGUUCAAACAUAACAUCACGCCCAUCGCCAAGUACUACCAGGAGAGGGGGCUCCUGAUUCAGGUGGACGCAGACAGAGAAGAAGAGGACAUUUUCUCAGACAUCAGCCAGGUUGUCCGAGAGAGACUGUUCCCCAACUGGAUAGACACUGAAGAGAUCAGCAGUCCUGCUGAGUCGGCUGCCAGUCUGCCGGUCGCUCCGUCUGAAGCCAUCCCUCCCCCGUCUGAAGCCAGCCCUCCCCGGUCUGAAGCCAGCCCUCCCCCGUCUGAAGCCAGCCCUCCCCCGUCUGAAGCCAUCCCUCCCCCCUCUGAAGCCAUCCCUCCCCCGUCUGAAGCCAUCCCUCCCCCGUCUGAAGCCAUCCCUCCCCCGUCUGAAGCCAUCCCUCCCCCGUCUGAAGCCAUCCCUGCCCCCUCUGAAGCCAGCCCUCCCCCGUCUGAAGCCAUCCCUCCCCCGUCUGAAGCCAUCCCUCCCCCGUCUGAAGCCAGCCAUCCCUCCCCCGUCUGA
Molecule: messenger RNA, 1656 nt
Organism: Hypomesus transpacificus
Lineage: Eukaryota; Metazoa; Chordata; Actinopteri; Osmeriformes; Osmeridae
Gene: ak5l
Product: adenylate kinase 5, like
Biological process (GO): nucleoside triphosphate biosynthetic process
Cellular component (GO): cytoplasm; cytosol
Molecular function (GO): ATP binding; AMP kinase activity
Source: RefSeq, a predicted model, not a curated record